AUGGUAAAACCUGUCGACUUCGAGACCGCAGACGCUUCGCGGGGUAACGUUAAUAAUGCAGCGAAAAGCAAAAUCAGUGUGGAUGCAAAUGGAGCAAGAACAAUCUUGGAUCGAUUUCAGAAUUCAGGAACAGACUCCUAUUUUUCCACCUACAAGCCUCAGACUAGUUUCAGUGACAGCAGAUUUCUGUCUCAGUCAUCCAACUCAUUCUCGAACUGCCAGAUGCAAGACUGUGCACCACUACCUUACACAGUUUGGUCAACUCAGGAAGACUGGCCACAAGUUAUAACUAAUAGCAGAAAUUCGAUAGAUGCCAAUAAUUGUGGCAGUGAGGCUGAUCUUUAUGGAUUAGUGUCAGAUAUUUUGGAUGAACCAGAUUCAGUGGACCCCUACCCAUCAUAUGAGAACAGGCUGCCAUCUAGUUUGAAAGGUGUAUGGUCUCCAAAGUUAAGAGAAAACAACAUGCAGUAUUUCAACAAUGAGAUGCAGAGGCCACCAAUUUCUGGAUACCCAUCAAACAAUAUUUAUCCUAAACCAGCCACCAAUGUCUGCCCUCAGCCUUCGGAUAGAGAAUCUCAUCAGUGGGCAGAACAUCAGAACUUCAAUGGCUUUGAUUCUCCUUCUUCCUGUAAUGGAGAGGCUGACAUAUUUUCUACUCAAGAUCGCCCUCGUCCACCAGGCCUGAACACACCACCAUACACAACCAGAAAACCUGCGUAUAUUACACAUGACAAAGAAGAAGGAUACUUCAACCCCACUAACUGCACAUCUGAUUAUAUAAACAUGGCCAACUCCUACUAUUCUUCCCAAAAUUCAGAUGAGUCCUAUUUCAAUUCAUCUCCUGACUUUGCAUUGGUGAACAAGGAUAAACUGAGAAACAUUCAAUCCUUCUCUGUCCAGGAUGUCAGUAAGCUGGCGUUUUUGUUGGCAGAGCAGGAUAUAAACUACUGCAAAGAACCAACCCAGAAUGGGUUUUUAUCGCAGAGAAACUAUGAAGAAAUCAUGGCAGAGCAGAAGAGUCAUCCUUUUCAAAGGAUGUCAGAGCUUAUUGCUCAAAAACCAAAUUUUAAAAAUGAGGUGACCCGCAACCAUUUGGAGCAAAGAGGAGGAAAAGCAGAGGAUAAAAAGACUCUUUUACACAGACAUUAUAACACAAAUGAAUUUUCAGGGUUUGGGCCAUCUAAACCUUUUUUGCCUACUGUCAUACCUCCAGCCCUGUACCCAAAUAAAGAAACCAGCCCAGUGGGAAGUGGCAUAACUCAAACCAGUGUUAAGCAGUUCCACCCAAUCCAGCCAAACCAUUAUCAAAUCCAAGCAAAGUUUCCAGCAAAAACCAGCAGCAGAAAUGAAUCACAGGGCUUUGCAAAUCUCACCGCAGCUGGGUCAGCUCAAUUACUUCCUUCUCAGCAGUUCCGGCCUGCAGGGAGAGUCCCGACUGAUUUGAGUCAAGGGAACCCAGUAAAUCUACAUGGUGCAAUAGGCCAGGCCAGUCUUGGGGCUUUAGGGAAGGGAGCAGGAAAAGUGGACAUUUCAGAUUUUGAUCUCCAGCUAGAGAACAACAGGUUGUCUGCGGAACUUAUGUUAGAUGGUCGCUUUACUCCACGAUCUAGCAUGAAACCCAAACUUCCUGAGGCAGAGCAAAAAGCUGGACUACUGGAGAAUCCAUACCAGGGGCUGGCCAGUUUGUACGGAAGACAAGUAAGACACAACGGAGCUAGUUCAAACUCAACCACACCGUCACACCUUUUCCCAUUCCUAUAUCAAAUGGGUGAUCCCAGAAAAAGUCAUAACCACCAGAUUCAUUCACAGCCUUCAUUGCCCUUCUGCUCUGUGCCUAUUAUUGAUGUGGGUGAACGUCUACCAGAUGCAGAUAAUUCACGCUUCAGCCCCUAUCUACAAGAAUGUGCCGGGCUAAGCCAAGCAUCAGGAGAUGGGUUGUUCUCUGGGUUUCUAUCUGCUAUGACUUUGCCUAAGCUUGGCAAAGCACUUGGAAGCCCCAACAGUCAGCUACACUUUCACCUGGAGGAAUGUUACGAGCAAUGGAGGAUGCUGGAAAAAGAGAGAAAGAGAGCGGAAGCUAUUCUUACAAAGGUUUACCUGGGAAAACUUGUGUCUAUGGUGGUGACCAGUAGCAGCUUACCCAAAAUGCCUCCAAACCCCUCCAGAGUGGACCGGCUCAUUGUGGAUCAGUUGCGCGAACAGGCAAAAGUGACAGGUUUGCUGGGGAAGAUGGAACAGCUGCGGAGUUUUCCACUCCAUGCUAAUAUCAGCUCAACAUUGGACAGGCAUCUUGAGGUCAUCUACAUCACUCAGGCACGCCGCAAGGACGAAAUCAUCAAUGCUAGCAACAGACAGAGGCAGUCGGCGGCCUUCUUUAGAGAGGACAGGGAGAUACUUCUGUUGGCAUCUGCAGUGAAGGACCUGUGCAGCAGCACCAGAAAGGCCAGAACUGCUCUUUGGUGUGCAUUACAAAUGACUUUGCCCAAAACAAGCAGUUACCAAGAGGAGGAACACCACAAAGGUACUUCCUCCCCUUUAGGCCCAGACAGUCCUGAGCAGAGCAGCUUAGAGAGAUCACCAACUACCCUGUGAUCGCUUUCUGACAGGUAUAUGGUGUUUGUACAUUUUCCCACAAAAGUACAUUCAUCUAAAAUGUGAUGAGGUUGCAUUUUAAGAGGAAUGAAUAAGUUAUUUAAGUUAUUCCACUAUAGUGAAACAUUAGGCUCAGUUGUGGGCAGCAGAUGGAAUUCUUAGUUCAUUAAUAUUUAUCAGUCCACUGUGGAAAGCACCAAUCAGAUUCUCCAAAAACAUGGAAUUAUGGCAGUAAGAUCAGUAUUCAGGUAUUUGACCAAGGAUCCCUGAAAAACUGCCAGUAAGAACAAAAUGAUUUGAGAGAGAGAGAGAGUGAGAUAGCAUAAGAUUGAUUUAAGAAGAGAGAGUAAGAGAGAUGAAUUCACAAGAGGGAAGUUUUAACUGUUGAUAAUGAAACCAAAUGUGUGGCAAGAGUAAGAUCUGUGGCUUUGGAAGAUAAUAUUUUUGCCUCAGGAAUGUUGACUGAGAAACAUAUAAAUAGUUACAUAGGAAACAAUUACUUGCGUUAAAGGUCUUUUGACAGUUUAAUUAGUGUCUCUUACAACCUACGAUCCUCAGCUCAUUUUAUGCAUUCACAAAAACAGUAUUUAUGACCAGUAGGACGUGUUCGCGUUGUCCUGGCAUUAUUUAUUUGAGCAAGAUUUUCUGGGCGUCAGCACGUUUUUAGUGAUCUCACUGGAUAAGCAAUAACAACUACAAAUCAUUACUUAAAUCUGUCAUUUGUUUUAGGGAAAAUCUGAAUGUGAGUUUAUUUAUUCACCAUUUGUUUGUCUAAAUUCUGAAUUGAACUCAAGUUUCCAGUCGCCAUUUUUCAGUGUGUGUAUGUGGUCAAUCUGUCUGUGGUGUAACGCAUUUGAGAAUGUGUGGAGUAGCUGAGAGUACCAUCAUUUAUGGACUGACAUAAAUGAUGUGAAUGACAUGUUUAAAGGCUAACAUUGUUCAUAUGAUGUGUACUCAUACU
Messenger RNA from Danio aesculapii, 3553 nucleotides. It is a transcript of the gene meioc, whose product is annotated as minamoto. Lineage: Eukaryota; Metazoa; Chordata; Actinopteri; Cypriniformes; Danionidae. Gene Ontology annotation, cellular component: nucleus; cytoplasm. The record is from RefSeq and is a predicted model, not a curated record. The coding region runs from base 1 to 2592 and encodes 863 amino acids. Gene Ontology annotation, biological process: mRNA stabilization; male meiosis I; meiotic cell cycle. The transcript has 8 exons.